This is a messenger RNA of Porites evermanni, 3704 nucleotides long. Lineage: Eukaryota; Metazoa; Cnidaria; Anthozoa; Scleractinia; Poritidae. The record is from the annotation of a GenBank genome assembly.
CCACUGUACCACCAUCAAAUAUUUUACUGCUACACCACCAGAUGUUCCACUGUUCCAUCAUCAUAUGUUCCACUGUCCCACCAUCAGAUGUUCCACUGUUCCACCAUCAGAUGAUCAACUGUUCCACAUUAUCUGUUCCACCAUCAUAUGUUCCACUGUUCCACUGUCAGAUGUUCCACUGUUCCACCAUCAGAUGUUCUACUGAUCCACCAUCAGAUGUUCCACUGUUCCACCACCAGAUGAUCUACUGUUCCCCUUUUUCUGUUCCACUGUUCCACCAUCAAAUGCUUUACUGUUCCACCAUCUCUGUUCCACUGUACUACCAUCAAAUGUUCUAUUGUUCCACCGUCAGAUGUUCCACUGUUCCACCAUUAGAGGUUCUACUGUUCCAUCAUGAUUGUUCCACUUUUCCAUCAUCAGAUGUUCCACUGUUCCAGCAUCAGAUGUUCUACUCCUCCACCAUCAGGUCUUCUACUGUCCCACCAUUAGGUGUUCUAAUGUUCCACCAUCUGUGGUCCACUCUUUCACCUCUUCUUUUAUGCUGUUCCACCAUCAGAUGUUCCACAGUUCCACCAUCUCUGUUCCACUGUUCUAACAUCAUAUCUUUCACUGUUCCACCAUGAGAUGUUCCACUGUUCCACCAUCAGAUGAUCUACUGUUCCACAUUGUCUGUUCCACUGUUCCACCAUCAUAUGUUCCACUGUUCCAACGUCAGAUGUUCCACUGUUCCACCAUCAGAUGUUCCAUUGUUCCACCAUCAUAUGUUCCACUGUUCCAGCAUCAGAUGAUCUACUGUUCCACAUUAUCUGUUCCACUGUUCCACCAUCAUAUGUUCUACUGUUCCACCAUCAGAUGUUCCACUGGUUCACCAUCAGAUGAUCUACUGUUCCACAUUGUCUGUUCCACUGUUCCACCAUCAUAUGUUCCACUGUUCCAACGUCAGAUGUUCCACUGUUCCACCAUCAGAUGUUCCACUGUUCCACCAUCAUAUGUUCCACUGUUCCAGCAUCAGAUGAUCUACUGUUCCACAUUAUCUGUUCCACUGUUCCACCAUCAUAUGUUCUACUGUUCCACCAUCAGAUGUUCCACUGGUUCACCAUCAGAUGAUCUACUGUUCCACUGUUCCACCAUCAUAUGUUCCACUGGUUCACCAUCAGAUGAUCUACUGUUCCACAUUGUCUAUUCCACUGUUCCACCAUCUCUGUUCCACUGUACCACCAUCAAAUAUUCUACUCUUCCACCAUCAGAUGUUCCAUUGUUCCACCGUCAGAUUUUCCAUUGUUUCACCGUCAGAAGUUCCACUGUUCGACCAUCAGAGGUUCUACUGUUCCACCAUGAUUGUUCUACUCUUCCACCAUCAGAUGUUCUACUUUUUUACCAUCUUUGUUCCACUGUUCCACUAUUAGAUGUUUCACCGUUCCACCAUUAGAUUUUUUACUGUCCCACCAUCAGGUGUUCUAAUGUUCCACCAUCUAUAUCCCACUGUUUCACCACCUCUGUUACGCUGUUCCAGCAUCAGAGGUUCUACUGUUCCACCAUCAGGUGUUCUAAUGUUCCACAAUCUAUAUUCCACUGUUUCACCUCCUUUGUUACGCUGUUCAACUGUUCCACCAUCAGAUGUUCCACUGUUCCACCUUCAGAUGUUCCACUGUCCCACCACCAGAUGAUCUACUGUUCCACAUUGUCUGUUCCACUGUUCCACAUUCAGAUGUUCCACUGUUGCACCAUGAUUGUUCCACUUUUCCGUCAUUAGAUUUUCCAUUGUUCCAGCAUCAGAUGUUCUACUCUUCUACCAUCAGGUGUUCUACUGUUCCACCAUUAGGUGUUCUAAUGUUGCACCAUCUGUGUUCGACUCUUUCACCACCUCUGUUAUGCUGUUCCACCGUCAGAUGUAAUAGUGUUCCACCAUCUCUGUUCCACUGUUCUAACAUCAUAUCUUCCACUGUUCCACCAUCAGAUGUUCCACUGCUCCACCAUUAGAUGUUCUACUGUUUCACCAUCAGGAGUUCUCAAACUUUAUAUCUUUCACUGUUCCUUCAUCAGAUGUUCCACUGUUCCACCAUCCUUUUUCCACUGUUCUAACAUCAUAUCUUCCACUGUUCCACCAUAAGAUGUUCCACUGUUCCACCAUCAGAUGCUCCACUGUUCCACCAUCAGAUGAUCUACUGUUUGACAUUGUCUGUUCCACUAUUCCACCAUCUCUGUUCCACUGUACCACCAUCAAAUAUUCUACUGUACCACCAUCAGAUGUUCCAUUGUUCCAUUGUCAGAUGAUCCACUGUUCGACCAUCAGAGGUUCUACUGUUCCACCAUGAUUGUUCCACUGUUCCAUCAUCAGACGUUCCACCGUUCCAGCAUCAGAUGUUCUCGUUAUCCAUCAGCAGAUGUUCUACUGUUUCACCAUUAGAUGUUUCACCGUUCCACCAUCAGAUGUUUUACUGUCCCACCAUCAGGGGUUUUAAUGUUCCACCCUCUAUGUUCCAAUGUUUCACCACUUCUGUUACGCUGUUCCAGCAUCAGAUGUUCUACUGUUCCACCAUCAGAUGUUCUCCUGUUCCAAUACCAGAUGAUCUGCUGUUCCACAUUGUCUAAUCCACUGUUCCACCAUCUCUGUUCCACUGUUCUACCAUCAAAUUUUCUAUUGUUUCACCAUUAGAUGUUCCACUGUUCCACCGUCAGGUGUUCCACUGUUCCACCAUCAGAUGUUCUACUGGUCCACCAUCAGAAGAUCCACUGUUCCACCACCAGAUGAUCUACUGUUCCACGUUGUCUGUUCCACUGUUUCACCAUCAUAUGCUUUACUGUUCCACCAUCUCUAUUCCACUGUACUACCAUCAAAUGUUCUAUUGUUCCACCAUCAGAUGUUCCACUGUUCCACCAUCAGAGGUUCUACUGUUCCAUCAUGAUUGUUCCACUUUUCGAUCAUCAGAUGUUUCACCGUUCCAGCAUCAGAUGUUCUACUCCUCCACCAUCAGGUGUUCUACGGUCACACCAUUAGGUGUUCUAAUGUUCCACCAUCUGUGGUCCACUCUUUCACCACUUCUUUUACGCUGUUCCACCAUCAGAUGUUCCACUGUUCUAACAUCAUAUCUUCUACUGUUGCACCAUGAGAUGUUCCACUGUUCCACCAUCAGAUGAUCUACUGUUCCACAUUAUCUGUUCCACUGUUCCACCAUCAUAUGUUCCACUGUUCCACGGUCAGAUAAUCCACUGUUCCACCAUCAGAUGUUCCACUGUUCCACCAUCAUAUGUUCCACUGGUUCACCAUCAGAUGAUCUACUGUUCCACAUUGUCUAUUCCACUGUUCCACCAUCUCUGUUCCCCUGCACCACCAUAAAAUAUUAUACUCUUCCACCAUCAGAUGUUCCAUUGUUCCACCGUCAGAUUUUGUAUUGUUCCACCGUCAGAUGUUCCACUGUUCGACCAUCAGAGGUUCUACUGUUCCACCAUGAUUGUUCUACUCUUCCACCAUCAGAUGUUCUACUUUUUUUACCAUCUUUGUUCCACUGUUUCACUAUUAGAUGUUUCAGCGUUCCACCAUUAGAUGUUCUACUGUCCAACCAUCAGGUGUUCUAAUGUUUCACCAUCAGAUGUUCCCCUGUUUCACCAUCAGAUGUUCCACUGUUCCACCAUCAGAUGUUCCAUUAUUCCACCAUCACAUGUUUCACUCUUUAACCAUCUCUGUUCCUUUGUUCCAUCAUCAG